Molecule: messenger RNA, 846 nt
Organism: Colletotrichum chrysophilum
Lineage: Eukaryota; Fungi; Ascomycota; Sordariomycetes; Glomerellales; Glomerellaceae
Exons: 4
Coding region: 1-846 (281 amino acids)
Molecular function (GO): oxidoreductase activity
Source: RefSeq, a predicted model, not a curated record
AUGACGCCGGGACGACAAGUGCAAACGACCAUCAACUACUUUGAUGACCCUGGGGUGCCUUUGGUGCCCAUGAUCAUUGGAGGUCCGACUCCUGGAAAGCCCCAGCCCAAGGUUGCCAUCCCUACAACCAUCACCGAUGUCACCGGGAAGGAGGACGAGUUCACGCUUGAUGUCCAAGGCUUUCACUAUGUGAAGCACGAAAGUCAAGUAACCAACUGGGAUGACGAUGAGGAGAUCAAGCGAGUGAACUAUCCUGAGAUGGAGAAGCUAUGCUGGAAAGUGCUGCAGGAGACCGAUGACCUCCCCAAACCCUCCGAGGUGCACAUCUUGACGCACAUCAUCCGCCGCGGUCCCAAGGAUAACGAGGGUCCUAAGGGCCCGGCACCGCUGUACGGUGUCCAUGUCGACCAGUCGUUUAAUGCAGCUGAGGGAGUCGCCCAAAGAUGGCUUGGCGACAGAGCCGCAGACCUUCUCAAGAAGCCGCGUUACCAAAUCAUCAACAUGUGGCGCCCAAUUCGUCCCAUCACUCGGGAUCCUUUCGCCGUCUCUGACGCGCGGUCCAUCCCCGACUCAGACCUGGUCUUCGUGCCCGUGCGCUUCCCGGAUCACGAUACGGAGGCUGUUGAGGUGCGGCCGCCGACGGACUCUCCUCACAAGUGGUACUUCAAGGACAAGCAACACACCGAUGAUGUGCUCUUCUUCAAGCAGGUUGACUCGAGCAAGAAGCCUGGAGUUCCUAGGAGAGUUCCUCACUGCGCAUUCAAGGACACUGAGCUUCCCGAAGGAGAGGGAGAACCGAGAGUGAGUAUCGAGGUUAGAGCGUUUGUGUUUUACGACGAAGAAUGA